GUCCGUUAUGGCUGCCGCCUCCUUGGGCAGAAUGAGCGGGGCUGCACGAGAGAAGCUGUCGCCCGGGUCGGGAGCCCGGAGCUUCGGAGCGCUGGCGCGAUCUCUGGUGCUGGCGUUGCUGCUCGCGCCGGUCCUGUGCUAUGGUAUACCAGAGAAUACUCCAAACAAUGCUACCACUACUCCUCCGGCUGUGCCUGAAAACUACACCAAACCUUCUGUUUCCCAGAUCAGCACCACACUUACCCCAGCCAGUACAGAGAAAAGUGGAAGCAGCUCUUCGGCGCCCAGCCCCUCUGCUGCCCGGUCUGUGCCCCAGGAGGAGGCCGACAUCAAUGAAGAUCCCAGCAUGGAGGAGGAGGAUCUCCUGGCACUCAACAGUUCCCCAGCCACAGUCAAAGACACUCUGGACAAUGGUGACUACGGAGAGCCAGACUAUGACUGGACCACCAACCCCAGGGAUGAGGAGCCUGAUGAUAAUGUCAACAUUGAGAUAAGCAGAGAGAGCAGGCGCUUCAGAGGCUUCGAGGACUCAGUGCAGGUGGUGAAGCUCUCACCCCCCAACAGAGAGGAUAGCCAUUUCUUUUUUCAUCUCCUUAUUUUUGCUUUCUGUGCAGCUGUUGUUUAUGUCACCUAUCACAACAAAAGGAAGAUUUUCCUCCUAGUUCAAAGCAGAAAGUGGCGUGAUGGCUUGUGUUCCAAAACUGUGGAGUACCAUCGUUUGGACCAGAACGUGAAUGAGGCCAUGCCUUCUCUGAAGAUCACCAAUGACUACAUUUUCUAAAGCACUUGAUUGGCGUUGGCUCAUUAUGCUGUUUUAUUUGCUUCACUUUUCUAUGAUGUGCAGAUGUUUGCCACAGGCAAGUGGGACCUAACCGAGACGGGGCACUCUCUCUUGCCUUGGUGCUUUGAGAACUAACUGUCGCAAACAAGGAGUAUAUGAUUUUUUUUUUUUUUUAAUCUUUCUUUAGAGCUAGAUUCAAUCAGGUAUCUGAAAUGUGAGUUAAACAUUACUCUAUAUUUUUGUGUAGUUGUUAUUAUUUUCCAUUUAUUGUGCCUCUGGCAGCUGUGUUCUCUUUGAAAGGCCCCAAACUGGAGCUCAAGUCUCACAGGGUCCAGCACUGCUGGUUCCCCUCCCUCUCUGACACCCAGAUGCUGUUUCCCGGUUCCUUUAUUCUACUUAUGGUUGAGAUCGGGUUCCACAAAGUAGCCUAGGCUGGCCUCAAACUAUCAGUCUUACUGCCUUGGCUUCUCAAGUGCUGGUACUACCAAGCGUGGACACUCACCCAUUUCCAAAUCUCAUAGUUUCAAACACAUCUUGGGGUGUGUGGUCCCAGUUUUAAUGUACAAAGAUUGCAAUCUAAUGCUUUGCUUUAAAAUAACAUUUCCCCAUCUUUCAAAGCUGCUUUAAGGACAGUGAAGCCUGCUCAGUUACUGAUGGCACUUGCUGCCUACCCUGACAACCUGAGUUCAGUCCCCAGGUAGAAGGAGAUAGUGAAGUCUUGGAGGUUGUCCUCUGACCUCCACAUGUGUACCAUGGCAUUUGUGCACCUACACACACAUGCUUAGACACAUAGUAAAUAAAUUAGUUAAAAAGACCCACUGUGGGUGUUCUAGGCACUUGAAACAGUGUAAGAUAAGAUAGUGUAGUUGCUGCCUCACUGGUCAUGGUGAACUUGUUUAGGAGUUCACAGUGAGCACAAGGGGAAUGUUAGGUGGAUUCCAGUGUUUGGUUUGGAUUAUGGAAUGAAGUGUAGGGUAGAAGCUGGUAGACCGUUUAACCCAUGACCAGGGGCUAUUCAUCAGCACUUGAUUUUAGCAUGGGUUCCAGGGUUCAGAUGACGAGCGGAGUGUAAAACAGGUCAGAGGUCUCUUACUUUGUUUCUUGAUCACAGUACAUUGGAGGAGACUCUCCAGCCCAUUGUUACUUGAGUGAUACUGUGUCUUGGUCCUGCAGUUAAAGCAGUAGUGGGAAGAAGUUCACACAGGCCUAUGUAGCAAUGACCUUCAAACCUGCCUCCUCCCCAGCCCCCAGCAGCUGGGGUUAUUUGCUGUGUUUUAUGGUAGCCUGUUUUUUUAGAGUUGAUCAGAAUGAAAAUGUGUGAUUUGAACCAUGCUUGACUAUCAAGCUUCAUUACAACUUUCCAGAAAACAUGGUCUUUACUGCGUGCUCAGUAAAGCUGGGGCAGCCAGCAGCCAUGCUCCCUGCGUGGACACGGAAGCAUCAGCGUGGUCUUCCCCCUUCAGGGCGUUGGCUGUCCCUGGGAAGGGCACUGUGGUGAAACACAUCUGGACUGUUUUAUUGCAGUAGUUUUUUUCAUAUCUGAAAUUGUAUUAUUUAAUAUUUUGAAUAAGAUUUUAAGAAAUAAAUGGUAAAGAUAUAAA
Rattus norvegicus (Norway rat) is the source of this 2382-nucleotide messenger RNA. RefSeq names its product similar to human chromosome 5 open reading frame 15 (gene C10h5orf15). The transcript has 3 exons. Bases 8 to 781 code for a protein of 257 amino acids. Lineage: Eukaryota; Metazoa; Chordata; Mammalia; Rodentia; Muridae. The record is from RefSeq and is marked validated.